CAGGGGCAUAUUACUCUUGCAGCUUUUAUUCUUGUUAUGACAUGAGCGCAUUGACACAGAUGAUACAGUAAUGUGAUACUAGAUAAACGAACAAUGUCAUCGCGACCUCAGCUGAUGGUAUUGUAUACGAAUGAUGCUGUGGAAGUUCGAUACAAGGAUGGUUCUAGACUUCAUGUGCUCCCUUGUGGAACAGGCUUUACUUACAACAAGUCACAAGAGGAUGCUCAUCCAGUUAAUGGUAUGGAGAUGAUACAGCAGAGAUGUCGCUAUGUUACGAGUGCCUACAGAGAUAUGGUGUUGUCUGCCCUUGAUUUUAGAAACCGAUUUUCAGAACAGCCAUAUCUUUCUGAAGAAUUAUUGGAAUCAGAUCAAGUAGUUUCAUUGUAUGCAAGGAUCAAAGAGAUAGCCUGGCCUAAAGUGGCAACAGGAGAAAAUACAGAGAUUCUAGAAGAUGGAAGUGUGUGUAUAACUUCAGAAGAUGAAUUUGCCAGUCUCAUUUUGUCACCUCAUCGUAGAGACUUUACCGUUUGCUACUUGUCACUGUUGAGCAAGGAGAAAUGCCGAGAGAGGACAAACAUCAGAAGGAAAGAUCAAACAGGUAAACAUUCUAAAAAAGAUAGCCAGAAGGAAGGAGUGAAUAGAUAUGCGCAAAAGUUUGACAGCAAUAUGCCAGAUGUUGUACCAAGAGAGGCUCAGAGAAGGGUAGAUGGGAACUCUGCUGGAAACUGUUAUAUUUCUGAGAACUUGGAUUUAUCUCCAGGUAAAGAGAAUAGUGAGAGAGGUAAUGUUGGACAGGACGAUUUAAAUAUUUCUCCUAUUACACAAGCUAGUUGUGCUGAUAGUCCUCAAGCUCUGAGUAAUGCUAGCGGGAGUCCAAUAACACCCCAAAAUACGGUUAAAGAUGAUGGGGCAAAAUUCCGCCCAUUUUCUACGCCAACAGAAGGACUGGAAGAUAACGAAUCACCAGUAUGUACACCAUAUGGUAAAACUGCUGUAUUUAACGACUACCUCCAGAAUAAAGGACAGGAGUGUGUUCGUUUUGCACAGGUAGAAAAUGUUGAUGGGAGUUUUAUUGGUGAAAAUUGUAAGCCUGCAAAAGAAGUGAAUAGUGAAAUUCAGAGAUCAGAAAACAAUCAAAAAGACAUGAAGCCGUUAGUUCAAAUGGAACAAAGAGGACAGAAGUCUGUAGAAACAGAUUACAGAAAUAGAGAAAGAGAUGUUUUUGGAUUUCAAAAUACCUGUGGUCUUCAAGACAUUACGAUAACGUCACAAGGCAGUGUAAAAAGUGCUUCAUCAAGAUCAAGUGGUGAAAGUGAGUCACAGACAAGAUGUAAAUACUGCUGGUUAACUCAACAUAUCUCUUGUGAUGAAUGUCCAAUGAACUGGAGUCAGGUGGUGAAAAUGGCCCGGGAUGUGGCAGAAAAAGGUGCUAAGUCCUUCAAGAAAGGAAAUGUGCCAAAAGAAGAAAAAGGAAAGAGACAGACAGACAUUUCUAAAUUACGUCAGAUUAAUCGCAAGACAUGCGUAAUGUCACAGCUGCCUCAGCCUCUUCCAUUGUCAUGCCCUGGACAACAUCUGCAUAAAAUGCAUGUAAAAAAGACUUACGAUGAUGGGAAAAACCCACUUGAAGACCCGACUACAUUUUCUCAAGGGCGCUUGAAAGUACUUCUUAUUGAUGGUGUUAUUUACAGAAUUGUUCGUCUUCCAACAAUGAAGAUUGUAGAGAUAUAUCCUGGCGAUGGCAGUGUUCUUGUCUCUCAGGGGAUGUCUGCACACUUUUUCCUUCAUAUCAUACCACAUGGAGACAAGCUAGAGGAAAGGACAUAUUCAAUAAAGUCACCUCCGUCAUCCAGCAAGGGAAGCUACUCUGUCAAGAACCUGAUUAAUCGUGCUCAUAGAUUCUUAGGAUAUGUUAGACAAGAAGAAAAUAUGCUUCCUGCAUCAGCAGGACUGUGUUGUUGGAAACAUGAAGAAGCUGCCAUUGUAGAACCAAUGUCAACAUCAGUGUUGGAUGAAUGUGAAAUCAGUGGCUAUGGUAAAUUUACAGCUCUAUCAAAUGGCCAAAUACGAAUUGCUUUCAAAGAUCGCACAUGUUUAGACAUGACAUGUGACUUUUCAAGAAGGAUUCAAAGUUGCUUAGAUCACAGUGCUGAUAAUGAAAUACAUCAGGGUAUUUCUAGAAUGUUGGCCGAUAAGAAAUCAGGAACUUGUCGUCUGCUGUUACCAAAUGGUCAGUAUCAGAUGGUAAAUACAGAUCAUCCGGGCAUCUAUAAAAGAUAUAUUGAUAUAGCAACGGAAUGGGCAGAGUGGGUUAACAGUUCCCCGGCUCAAAGAAAGAAGUUUUACAAAGAAAAAACAGCUAAGAAUUUUGAUAUAUCAGUUGAGAGGGAGCUUCAGAAGAUCCAGUGCUUUAAUUAUAUUGUGGAUAAUACUCUGUUUAAAACGACUGCGACUGGUUCUGUGAAUCAGUCAGGAGCUUUUAGACCCUACAAUGCAUCGGAACAGAAGGCAAGACCAAGCAUCUUACGUAACACAGAUCAAUCCAAAAACAAAAACUGUGGACCAGUCCAUGAAAAUACCCAAAGAACAGUUCAGAUUCACUCACCUCCAUCUGCUUGCUCUAAGUCAGCUGGAAAUAGCAUUCAGAAUUCAGUAUCAAGUGUUUCAUCAAAUUUGAUUGGAUCAAGUAGACAUUUCAGUGCUGCAGCAAAUGAAAGACUAAAUCCUAUUGGACAACCUUCAAAACCGAUCUGGGACAUACCAUUAACUUCAAAAGAACCUAGAUAUUCAGCAUUAGAUGGCUUCAACUCAGUCAGAGAAGCUCUGCUCAGAACUUCCAGUGUCAUAAAAGACAUUGAUCAAAUUCUUGAAAAGAGAUGAAAUCUAAUUAAAUAUGUACUGUC
Molecule: messenger RNA, 2903 nt
Organism: Mercenaria mercenaria
Lineage: Eukaryota; Metazoa; Mollusca; Bivalvia; Venerida; Veneridae
Exons: 12
Coding region: 94-2880 (928 amino acids)
Source: RefSeq, a predicted model, not a curated record